AUGGCUUCCUCGUCAAGCUCUUCAGACACUACUCCGGGAAAAUUAGAGUCUGCCACCCUCUCGGAGAAAGUAUUUGAUCAUAAUCUCGUUGAUUGGGAUGGCGAUAAUGAUCCUGAGCACCCCCGUAAUUGGUCAACGCGUGACAAAUGGGCAAACAUUGGGAACAUAUCGAUAUUGGCAUUGAUCACGAACAUGGCUCCUACAAUGUGUGCGCCCGGUGUGGCAGAGAUUGCUGCUGACCUCCAUAUCAAAUCGACAGUGGUCAGCACACUGGCCAUUACACUUUACCUUAUGGGAAUCUCCAUAGUGAGAUCUACGGAAGGGUCCCGGUCUAUCACGGAACUUACGUUCAUCUUUGUUGUCUUUAUCAUUGGUGGCGCCUUGAGCAAAACCACUGCCCAAUACAUGGUCUUCCGUUUCCUAUCAGGAUGUGCUGGUGGCACCCCUAUGGCACUGGGUGGAGGCAGCAUUGCUGAUCUCACCACAAGUCAGGAAAGAGCCACGGCGAUGGCAUUGUUUAGUCUCGGACCACUGGCAGGACCGGUCCUUGGUCCCGUCAUUGGUGGCUUUGUUGCAGCCGGCAAAGGCUGGCGUUGGACUUUCUGGCUUCUAGCAAUUCUCGGAGGAUCAUUUGGCAUUGCAUCCCUCGUCCUUCUGCGUGAAACACAUCCCAAGAUCCUUCUCAGCCGAAAGACCGAUCGCAUACGUACCAUGACUGGAAACCCGGAUCUACAGUCCAAACUGGACAGCACUCUAUCCCCUCGUCAAGUUGUGUUGCAAGUUCUCGUCCGCCCCCUCAUGCUCUUGGUGCAAUCGCCAAUCUUAUUAGUCAUUUCUCUCUACGUGGCGCUGGUCUUUGGCGUCAUGUACCUGCUUUUUACCACGUUCACCGGUGUUUUCGAGGGACAAUAUGGCUUUUCCAUGGCUAUCUCUGGGCUUACCUACUUGGGGCUUGGUGUGGCGCUCCUGUUCAGCAUGCUCAUUUUUAACAUGUUCAAUGCCCGGGUUUUGGCGUCCCGCAUGAAGGCUGAUCGUGUACAGCAGCCACGCCCUGAGUACCGUCUCCUCUUUAUGAUCUGGUUCAGUCCAUUUGUGGCAUUUGGUCUUCUCCUUUAUGGUUGGACCUCAUACUACCAGAUUCACUGGAUCGUACCCAUUGUAGGGACAUUCAUGAUUGGAUUCGGGGCUUAUUUUGUGAUCAUGCCCGCGCAACUAUACCUGGUCGAUGUCUUUGGCUCAGAGGCCGCCGCAUCAGCACUCGGUGCCAACAAUCUUCUGCGUUACAUUUCCAGUAUUUUCCUUCCCCUCGCUGGGCCAAGUAUGUAUAAGACCUUGGAUUAUGGGUGGGGUAACUCAUUACUCGGCUUCCUGGCGCUUGCCUUCCUCCCAGGCCCUAUCCUCCUUUACAAGUAUGGAGAGCGACUACGCGCUUACACAAAGGUGGCUUUCUAG
Molecule: messenger RNA, 1452 nt
Organism: Penicillium brevicompactum
Lineage: Eukaryota; Fungi; Ascomycota; Eurotiomycetes; Eurotiales; Aspergillaceae
Product: MFS transporter
Exons: 5
Coding region: 1-1452 (483 amino acids)
Biological process (GO): transmembrane transport
Molecular function (GO): transmembrane transporter activity
Source: RefSeq, a predicted model, not a curated record